Pollicipes pollicipes is the source of this 1384-nucleotide messenger RNA. Its product is annotated as glycine receptor subunit alpha-2. Gene Ontology annotation, molecular function: transmembrane signaling receptor activity; extracellular ligand-gated monoatomic ion channel activity. Gene Ontology annotation, cellular component: membrane. Gene Ontology annotation, biological process: monoatomic ion transmembrane transport. The transcript is spliced from 6 exons. Lineage: Eukaryota; Metazoa; Arthropoda; Thecostraca; Pollicipedomorpha; Pollicipedidae. The record is from RefSeq and is a predicted model, not a curated record. Bases 2 to 751 code for a protein of 249 amino acids.
AAUGUCAGUUUCCUGCGACAUGGAAUUCUCCUCAUACCCAUUCGACACUCAGGAUUGCCACGUAGAGUUUGGAAGCUACGGUUACAACAUGACCGAGAUGAUCUGGGACUGGAUGUCGGCAAACGGAAGCAUCUACUCGAACGACAAACUGUCGCGAAAGAACUUCAGAAUUACCAUCAAGAGAAGUAGCCACGUUUCAAGAUGCUAUGGUGAACACGAAGAGGACUGCUACGCCAACGUGGCGGUGACAGUACACCUGCAGCGACGCACCAUGUUCUUCCUGUGGCACACGUUCCUGCCGUGCGUGCUGCUGGUGGCCACCUCCUGGCUCAGCAUGCUGCUGCCGCCGGAGGUCAUCCCAGGCCGUAUGGUGCUUUGCAUCACCUCCCUGCUGGCCCUGCUCACCAUGUUCACCUCGAGUCUCACCGGCCUGGAAGUGUCGUACAUCCGAGCCAGCGACAUCUGGUACGUGGGCUGCCUGGUCUUCGACUUCCUCAUCAUUCUGGAGUACGUCGUCCUCAUUUUUAUCCAGCGCGAGAGGAAAGCAGAAGAUGGGCCGACCUGGGCCCGCCCGCGUCAUAUCCACCCAGCUGAGAAGCUGACGAAGAAGAGCCUGAGCCGCGCGUCGCUGGGCUCCUCGGCCCGGUGGCGCGACGUCGACCCGGCGCGCAUGGACCGCGUCAGCCGCUGGGCUCUAGUCGUGCUCUUCGCCUCCUUCGCCUUCGGCUACUGGUGCUACUACUGCCUCUAGGCUGGAGACACCGCGCCGGAAAAGGAUGGAAUCCAGCCACGAUGUGUACCCUGAUAUCGCCUAUGUGCUCAGAAAGGUAAUCAGGAACGUUUGUGAUCAGCAACAGGAGCAGCUGCUGCGAACUAGAUCACACCAAUUGGUGACCAGAAACAGGAGCAGCUGCUGUGAACUAAACCAUGACGAUUGGUGAUGAGGAACAGGAGCAGCUGCUGCGAACUAGACUAUGACGAUUGGUGAUGAGGAACAGGAGCAGCUGUCGCGAACUAGACCAUGACAAUUGGUGAUGAGGAACAGGAGCAGCUGCUGCGAACUAGACCAGGACGAUUGGUGAUGAGGAACAGGGGCAGCUGCUGCGAACUAGACCAGGACGAGCACACUUCGCCAGGAUUCGACAUGCUGAGGCAAACGCGUGUGAGAAGUUGAAGGCCGUUUGCCUGUGGGCUAUUAACAUGUGUAGCGCUAGAGACAAUGUGGCAUAUGAUUUGUUUGCGAGACUUUGACUAGGAAAGCACAUUAACGCACGUCAGUGCGUUCCGCCAGUGAUUAUGGAUGCAUGCUGCACUUGCUUGUGCCUACCCACAUGUGUUUGACCCGACCAAAGAAGUCCCUUUUGGUUAUGCAAAAAUACACUUU